AUGGGCUUUUAGUCUUCGGCAACCAAAAGGAGAUUUUGCAUGUCCAUCGUGUGAAUUAGCCUAUUUAAGGGUGUGGAGCAGAAACAGCAAAGUUUCCUUCUGCUUGCUUUCUGUAUUAAACUUUCGCGACCCAAAGUUUUGAUCUUCAACGACUAAAGCCAUACAGGCCUUUGUCAAUGGCCGACGAAAAGGUGGACAAUCAAGUCUCCAUUGAAGAACAUGGGACAAAAGAAGAAAAUGGGACUUUAGAGACUUCGAUAAGCAAAGAAAAUGAUGAGUCUUCUGACCCUUCUUCUGCGAUACAAAAAGAUGACGAUGAGGGGAAAGAAGUUGCAAAGAAGAAAAAGAAGAAAAAUAAAAGCAAGAAAAAGAAGGAAUUGCCACAACAAACUGAUCCACCCUCUGUUCCCGUUGUUGAUCUUUUUCCAUCUGCAGAGUUUCCUGAGGGUGAAAUUCAACAGUACAGAGAUGAUAAUUUAUGGAGGACCACAUCUGAAGAGAAGAGAGAGUUAGAGCGCCUUGAAAAACCCAUUUAUAAUUCUAUUCGCCAAGCAGCAGAAGUUCAUCGUCAGGUUCGGAAGUACAUCAAAGGCAUUUUGAAGCCUGGAAUGUUAAUGACUGACUUAUGUGAAACCUUGGAGAAUACGGUUCGCAAGUUAAUAUCAGAGAAUGGUCUACAAGCAGGCAUUGCAUUUCCUACUGGAUGUUCUUUGAACUGGGUUGCUGCUCAUUGGACCCCUAAUUCAGGGGAUAAUACUGUGCUUCAGUAUGAUGAUGUGAUGAAAUUGGAUUUUGGAACACAUAUUGAUGGGUAUAUUGUGGACUGUGCAUUUACAGUGGCAUUCAACCCUAUGUAUGACCCGCUACUUGAGGCUUCGCGAGAGGCAACCAAUACGGGUAUCAAG
Messenger RNA from Jatropha curcas, 905 nucleotides. The record is from RefSeq and is a predicted model, not a curated record. NCBI's taxonomy places the organism in Eukaryota, Viridiplantae, Streptophyta, Magnoliopsida, Malpighiales, Euphorbiaceae.